Messenger RNA from Rotaria sp. Silwood2, 348 nucleotides. NCBI's taxonomy places the organism in Eukaryota, Metazoa, Rotifera, Eurotatoria, Philodinida, Philodinidae. The record is from the annotation of a GenBank genome assembly.
AUGAUUAAACAACCCAAAGUUCACCAAUUUAUGGAACAAAAUAAAUCUUCAACCCGUACAUUUCCACCACAGAGAUCCGCCAUUAUAUGGAACUCGAAUUAUCAACCAAAUUUCCAAUUUAAAAAUAUGUUUCAAAACCCGGAUUGCAUGAAUUCACAAGCAGAACUAUUAAAAAAUCGAUACAGCAAUGACCAAUCAACAUUUCAACCACGAUUGUAUCCUUGCAAAAUUUGUGGUCGAACAAAUCAUCGAACCAACGAUUGCUAUUACAAACGUACGACCGGAUGUUCUUAUUGUGGUCAAAAUCAUCAUGUCCGUGAUUGUACAUUUCGUCCAAAUUUUCAAUAA